AUCGUGAAAGAAAACAAGGUAAUGCUAUUCAUGAAGGGAACUCCGUCCAAUCCAGUGUGCGGAUUCAGUUUACGUGUUGUACAAAUUCUAAAACACUUGGGUUGCGACUUUGCUAGUGCUAACAUUCUUACCAGCAAAUCCGUAGUCAAAAACCUGAAGUAUGUGAGUGACUGGAAAACCUACCCGCAGCUAUUCAUUAACGGAGAGUUUGUUGGUGGCUGCGAUGUAGUGACGGAGCUUUUUGAGUCUGGAGAGUUGAAGAAAAUGCUGGAAAAGGCGGGCGCUUUCUCGGAGCCUGAAGAGGCAGAAAAGCCUGCUUCGACUGUUUCAAAGUGA
Messenger RNA from Blastocystis hominis, 336 nucleotides. RefSeq lists its product as hypothetical. Bases 31 to 336 code for a protein of 101 amino acids. NCBI's taxonomy places the organism in Eukaryota, Bigyra, Opalinata, Blastocystidae. The transcript is spliced from 3 exons. Gene Ontology annotation, molecular function: disulfide oxidoreductase activity. The record is from RefSeq and is a predicted model, not a curated record.